UGUUUGAAUGGCCCAUAGAUUUUGCAGGGGAAGCAGUAUCCAAGACUAUGGCCCCUGGUUUUCACUCUCUCUCUCAAAAAACAACUGUUCACUCUUGCCCUUUCAUCCUAACCCUAGCAUUUCCUUCCUCCUUCUUCCCUCCGUUUUAUACCCCUUCAUUUCCUCUUCUUUUUCUUCACCAACAGAGAUGCCAACUUUCACAUCUCUGUCUUACCCUCCCUCUACUUGUACAAAAAUCACAUCUUGAAUUACAAAAGGAGAAUAAACAUAUUUUCUUUUUGACACUUUUUCCUCCCCUGCUUCCCCUGUUUUCCUCUGUUUUUCCUUGUUCAUCCCCAUUUCUUGAUUUUUUUCACUCUCUCUUUGAAACCCAGAUUUUAAUUUUCAAUUUUUAAAACUUCUCAGAAAUACCCAUAUCGAAAUUUAGCUCUUUUGUCUAUGCCCCUGAUAGAGUUGAUUCAAAAUUCAAAGGAAACACCUGAAGGCUGAAUGGGGAGAGCAGCUUUGGCUGAUAUAAAAGGGAAAGAUUUUAGCGAAUUGGCUAAGGAAACCAAAACAAAUACAGAAGAUACAAAUAAAGUUUCCAAUACGAAUAAGAACAGGAGUACUACUACUUCAGAUAGCAGUAGAAAGAAGAGCCGUCGGCGGCCUAAGAAGACGACGAUGCCGGCUGCAGUCAUGGUGUCGCCGGUUCAAAGGCUUUUCGAUACUUGCAAGGACGUUUUUGCUUUAGCUGGGACUGGAAUUGUCCCUACUCCGGAUAAAAUUGAACAGCUAAGAGCUGUUUUGGAUCAAAUCCAACCAGCCGAUGUUGGUCUUACUCCACAAAUGCCAUUUUUCAGUCUGCCAGUAACUCGGCGAGCUCCGCCAAUAACAUACCUGCACAUCCAUGAAUGUGAAAAGUUUUCGAUGGGCAUCUUUUGCUUGCCGCCAUCUGGUGUCCUUCCACUUCACAAUCACCCUGGAAUGACUGUUUUCAGUAAGCUUCUCUUUGGGACUAUGCACAUCAAAUCAUAUGAUUGGGUGGUUGAUGUGCCUAGCAAUGCAUCAGCUGUUGUGCCUCCUUCACAAACAGUGCAACAUCCUGAAGUCCGGUUGGCUAAGGUCAAGGUUGACUCUGACUUCACUGCUCCUUGCAACGCCUCCAUACUUUAUCCAGCUGAUGGCGGCAACAUGCAUUGCUUCACAGCUGUGACAGCAUGUGCGGUGCUGGAUGUUCUAGGCCCUCCGUACUCUGAUCCUGAAGGACGGCACUGCACGUACUACUUUGACUAUCCCUUCACAAAGUUGUCAGUUGAUGAAAUAACAGUAGCUGAAGAGGAGAAGGAUAAGUAUGCAUGGCUUCAAGAGAGGGAGAAACCUGAGGACUUGGCUGUUGUUGGAGCACCAUACACUGGGCCUGAGAUCGUGGAAAACUGAUCUCUGCAGCCAUCUACGUCAAUCCUGUAAUACACAUCAUUUCCUCAUCAACGUUGUCGUGUCAGUGGCUGCUGUGCAGCAUUAGGAAACUUUACUCUUCUUUUCUUUGUUUGCUUUCUCGUCUCAGUGGGACAUGGGUACUUUUGUUUUUCUUUUUCCUUACAGUUUCUGUAUAUAAAAGGGCAAAAAAAGAAAAAAAAAGAAAAAGAAAAAGAAAAAGAAAAGCCAAACUGCUGUAAGUGCACCGGAGGAUGUUGUUUGUAUCUCAAUGAGAGAAAUGUUAAAAGUGCGCUCUUUUGUAGUA
Messenger RNA from Theobroma umbraticum, 1723 nucleotides. Its product is annotated as plant cysteine oxidase 2. The record is from RefSeq and is a predicted model, not a curated record. Gene Ontology annotation, molecular function: oxidoreductase activity, acting on single donors with incorporation of molecular oxygen, incorporation of two atoms of oxygen. NCBI's taxonomy places the organism in Eukaryota, Viridiplantae, Streptophyta, Magnoliopsida, Malvales, Malvaceae.